This is a messenger RNA of Chaetomium fimeti, 1791 nucleotides long. RefSeq lists its product as uncharacterized. NCBI's taxonomy places the organism in Eukaryota, Fungi, Ascomycota, Sordariomycetes, Sordariales, Chaetomiaceae. Bases 1 to 1791 code for a protein of 596 amino acids. Gene Ontology annotation, molecular function: arginine-tRNA ligase activity; ATP binding. Gene Ontology annotation, cellular component: cytoplasm; mitochondrion. Gene Ontology annotation, biological process: mitochondrial translation; arginyl-tRNA aminoacylation. The record is from RefSeq and is a predicted model, not a curated record. The transcript has 4 exons.
AUGGCUUCGUCAACCAAUUCGGACACCCUCUCUCUCCCUGGCCUCCAAGCAUAUUUGGAGAAACUUGGGCGGACCAGCACUCCGUCCAAGGGAGAUCUGGUCCUCGUAGUGCCGCGCCUCAGGAUAAAGGGCGUGAAACCGAACGAGUUGGCUAUUGAGCUGUCUUCCAAGUUCCCGACCCUCCUGCUGGUCAACCCUCCCCUCCCUCAGGAUAGCUAUCUCCAGUUCUUUUACUCGCCCAAGACCCUCCCUCGCCUAAUUCUUCCUUUCAUUCACGAGCGUAAGGAGUUGUACGGUAGGACCACGGCUCCUGGGCCCAAGAAAAAGGCCAUCGUCGAGUUUUCGUCGCCGAAUAUUGCCAAAGAGUUCCACGCCGGGCAUCUUCGCAGCACUAUCAUCGGUGCCUUUAUCGCCAAUCUCUACGAAAGCUCGGGCUGGGAUGUCGUGAGGAUCAACUAUCUCGGAGACUGGGGAAAGCAGUUUGGAUUGCUGGCUGUCGGCUGGGAGAAGUACGGCUCGGAGGAGCUCCUAAAGACCCAGCCGCUUAAACAUCUCCUUGACGUCUACGUCAAGAUCUACGCCGAUUUCGAACCCGAGAAGGCCGCUAGCAAGCAGGCCAGGGACGAAGGCCGAGACACGGCCGAGAUCGAGUCUCGCGGGCUCUUCGCGGCGCGUAAUGCCUUCUUCAAGCGUAUGGAGGACGGCGAACCGGAAGCCCUCGCCUUGUGGAAACGAUUCCGUGAUAUCAGCAUCGAGCGGUACAUUGACAUCUACGCUCGGUUGGGCAUCAAUUUUGAUGUAUAUGCUGGCGAAUCUCAGGUGGACCCGGCGACAGUGGCAGAAGUCGAGUCAAUCCUAAAGGAAAGGGGUGUUUACGAAGAGGGUCAAGGGUCGUGGAUGAUUGAUUUCGCAAAACAUGGGGCGAAGCACCUUGGGACUCCCAUCCUGCGUGGCCGGACGGGGACAACGACGUAUCUGUUGAGGGACGUCGCGGCCAUUUUGGACCGAGCAAAGCAAUAUUCGUUCGACGAGAUGAUCUACGUCGUCUCCUCGGAACAAGAUUUGUACUUUCAGCGCGUCUUCAAGACAGUCGAGCUGAUGGGAUACCCAGACCUUGCGGCGAAGCUGAAACAUGUCAACUUUGGUAAGGUGAUGGGCAUGUCUUCACGACUAGGGAAGGUUCAGCUGCUGAGCGACAUCCUAGACAAUUGUGGGAGUGCCAUGCACGACGUCAUGCGCACAAACGCUGUCAAGUACGCCCAGGUGGAAGACCCGGACGCCGUCGCCGACACGAUUGGGAUUACUGCUGUCAUGGUCCAGGACAUGUCCGGCAAGAGGAUCAACAACUAUCCGUUUGAUAUCAACCGAAUGACGUCGUUCGAAGGCGACACGGGACCCUAUCUACAGUACUGUCACGCCCGGCUCUCGUCCAUCUCCAGGAAAGCAAAGCUCGCUGGUAUCGACCCGGCUGAGGGUGAUAUCGAUUAUUCUUACUUGGAGGACGACCAUUCUGCUGCCCUGCUCCGGACCAUGGGCCAAUAUCCCGAUGUCAUCGGGCUCGCUUUCAAAAACCUGGAACCAUGGACGAUCUUGACGUAUUUGUUCCGUCUAGCUCACCAGCUCUCCUCGAGUUAUGAUGUGCUACAAGUAGUCGGGGCUCCAGAAGGGCCUGGAGCAGCUCUCGCCCGCGCGGCAUUGUACGAAAAUGCCCGACAGGUCCUAGGAAAUGGAAUGCAGUUGCUUGGUAUCAAGCCGGAUGUGAGGUUGGCUAGACCAGGUGUUCCUUUCUAA